Messenger RNA from Saccharomyces cerevisiae S288C, 222 nucleotides. RefSeq names its product mitofissin (gene ATG44). Lineage: Eukaryota; Fungi; Ascomycota; Saccharomycetes; Saccharomycetales; Saccharomycetaceae. Bases 1 to 222 code for a protein of 73 amino acids. The transcript has 2 exons. Gene Ontology annotation, cellular component: mitochondrial intermembrane space; vacuole. The record is from RefSeq and is marked reviewed.
AUGACAUUAGUAGGGAAACUAGUACACAUAUCCAUAGAUUUGGUCUUGGUAUCAACGUGCCUCGCGGGGAUUAAACGCAAUACAGGUUUGACGCCUAAACUGGAGACUCUGGACAAUCAGACUAUGAGAAACUACAUGAAGCGGUACUUGAACUUGGGAGAGUCUGUAUACGACUAUUCUGUUGCCACUUGUGGCUCCUCGACGUAUUUCGCUAGGAAAUAG